GGAUUGCUGGACCCUCUCUUCGUCUUCGAUCCAAAAUAGCAAAGCGAGCUAUCUCUGAUCUCUCUCUCUCUCUCUCUCUCUCUCUCACACCAGAUCUCUCUUGAGUCCUUAGAUUCCCCGUAAAUCCCUACUUCUUCGGAGCCAAAAAUGUCGAACAGCGAUACAAUACCUCUUCACCCCUCGUCCCAGUCCGACAUUGACGAGAUCGAGAACCUCAUUCAUGCCAGCGUCCAAUCAAGUCCCGCCACGGUUCUUCCCGCCAGGCCUCCCAGUCCUCCUCGAGCUUCAAUUCCCGUAUCUUCUUCCCCUUUCAUUCCUUCUAACCUUCCACCACCACCACCACCUCAACCUCCGCAACAAUCCUCCAAUCAGAAGCCCCCAACUGCGCUAGCUGUCCCUCCAGUUCUAACCUCAUCAUCAAAUGGCCGUCCGACUAUCGCUUCCGAUGGGUUCGGUUCCAUCCCUAAUACGCUAACUGAACCGGUCUGGGACACUGUCAAGAGGGAUCUUUCGAGGAUUGUUAAUAAUCUGAAGCUGGUUGUUUUCCCCAACCCCUUCCGUGAAGACCCUGGGAAGGCUUUGAGGGAUUGGGAUCUAUGGGGACCUUUCUUCUUUAUCGUGUUUCUGGGUCUCAUUCUAUCAUGGUCCGCGUCUGUCAAGAAGUCUGAGGUGUUCGCUGUUGCUUUUGCUUUACUUGCUGCUGGUGCUGUAAUUUUGACGUUAAAUGUUCUGCUUCUGGGUGGGCAUAUUAUUUUCUUCCAGAGUAUAAGUCUCCUUGGUUACUGUUUGUUCCCUCUGGCCGUUGGGGCGUUAAUCUGUAUGUUAAAGGACAAUGUCAUACUGAAAGUGAUUGUGGUAUCUGUGACAUUGGCUUGGAGCUCUUGGGCGGCAUAUCCUUUCAUGAGUUCUGCAGUCAAUCCAAGGAGAAAGGCACUUGCUUUGUACCCAGUUUUUCUCAUGUAUGUGUCUGUUGGUUUCCUCAUCAUUGCCAUUGAUUAAAUGCGUCUAUGCACUGAUUACUGGCUCCCAUAUGCAACUGGAACAUGGCUAUAUAGGAAUUUUUUGUGUAGUGAUCAACGAAUUUUUGACAUUUUCUUCAAUUUGUUAUCCCCUUGUUCCUUGCUGGAGUUUUUUGUUACAGAUGUUUGGAGACAGGCUGUUGUAAAAUAUUCCUUGGAACUAGUAAGGCAUAUGAAUAUGGUGGGAUAAAAAAAAAAAAAAAACACUUGUAUUGUAUAGUCUAUGGAAGCCAAAUUAGACCCCACUGAUUCGGAUGGAGUCAGGCAGGUCACACCACAUGAUAAAGCUUUCCCUUAAUUGGGCCUGACUUGCCUUGAAUGAAUCUGGAUCAAUCGAUGGGACUUGAUAUUAAA
This is a messenger RNA of Prosopis cineraria, 1373 nucleotides long. Its product is annotated as protein YIP4b-like. Gene Ontology annotation, cellular component: membrane; trans-Golgi network. The record is from RefSeq and is a predicted model, not a curated record. Gene Ontology annotation, biological process: endoplasmic reticulum to Golgi vesicle-mediated transport. The transcript has 3 exons. NCBI's taxonomy places the organism in Eukaryota, Viridiplantae, Streptophyta, Magnoliopsida, Fabales, Fabaceae. The coding region runs from base 148 to 999 and encodes 283 amino acids.